Aspergillus uvarum CBS 121591 is the source of this 1861-nucleotide messenger RNA. Its product is annotated as aldehyde dehydrogenase family protein. The coding region runs from base 157 to 1650 and encodes 497 amino acids. NCBI's taxonomy places the organism in Eukaryota, Fungi, Ascomycota, Eurotiomycetes, Eurotiales, Aspergillaceae. The transcript is spliced from 4 exons. Gene Ontology annotation, molecular function: aldehyde dehydrogenase (NAD+) activity. The record is from RefSeq and is a predicted model, not a curated record.
AUCCCCACCUCGGCGAUCCUAGCUAUGGUUCACCAGAUUCAUUACUUUAUUAACACUGGAGCUUCCCCUCCCCUUCCCCCAAUCUUUUCUUUCUCUUCCUCUUCUCCUCUCCAUCUCCCCUCUUUUUACCCCUCUUUACCUUCUUAAUCUCACAUCAUGGCUGAUCUUUUCACCACCAUCGAGACCCCUCUCGCCAAGUACGAGCAGCCUCUGGGCUUGUUCAUCAACAACGAGUGGGUCAAGGGUGUCGAAGGCAAGACCUUCGAGACCAUCAACCCCACGAACGAGAAGCCUAUUGUCUCCGUUCACGAAGCUACGGAGAAGGAUGUCGACAUUGCCGUCGCGGCUGCCCGCAAGGCCUUCGAGGGCCCCUGGGGUCAUGUCACUCCUCACGACCGUGGCCGCUUCCUGACCAAGCUGGCUGACCUGUUCGAGCGCGAUGCGGACAUCCUGACCGCCAUCGAGGCCCUUGACAACGGCAAGUCGAUCUCCAUGGCCAAGGGUGAUGUUGGCGCUGCUGCCAAGUGUUUGCGCUACUAUGGUGGCUGGGCCGACAAGAUCCACGGUCAGACCAUUGACACAAACAACGAGACCUUCGCCUACACCCGCCACGAGCCCAUUGGUGUUUGCGGUCAGAUCAUUCCCUGGAACUUCCCUCUCCUCAUGUGGUCUUGGAAGAUCGGCCCCGCUCUGGCCACUGGUAACACCGUCGUCCUCAAGUCGGCCGAGCAGACUCCCUUGUCUGCCCUCUACGCCGCCAAGUUGGUCCUCGAGGCUGGCAUUCCCGCUGGUGUGGUCAACGUCAUCUCUGGCUUCGGUCGUGUGGCCGGUGCCGCUAUCUCCAGCCACAUGGAUAUUGACAAGGUUGCCUUCACUGGUUCUACCCUGGUUGGCCGCACUAUCAUGCAGGCCGCUGCCAAGAGUAACCUAAAGAAGGUGACGCUGGAGCUGGGUGGCAAGUCCCCCAACAUUGUCUUCAACGAUGCCGACAUUGACAACGCCAUCACCUGGGCCAAUUUCGGUAUCUUCUACAACCACGGUCAGUGCUGCUGCGCCGGUUCCCGUCUCUUGGUUCAGGAGGGUAUCUACGACAAGUUCGUCGCUCGCCUGAAGGAGCGUAGUGCUCAGAACAAGGUCGGCAACCCCUUCGAGAAGGACACCUUCCAGGGUCCUCAGGUCUCCAAGCUCCAGUUCGAUCGCAUCAUGGAGUACAUCGACCACGGCAAGCAGGCUGGUGCCACCGUUGCCAUCGGUGGUGAGCGCCACGGCAAUGAGGGUUACUUCAUCCAGCCCACUGUCUUCACUGAUGUGACCGAGGACAUGAAGAUUGUGCAGGAGGAGAUCUUCGGCCCUGUUAUCACCGUUCAGAAGUUCAAGGACGUCGAGGACGCCAUCAAGAUUGGUAACAACACUUCCUACGGUCUUGCCGCUGGUAUUCACACCAAGGAUAUCAACACCGCCCUCCGCGUGGCCAACCAGAUGCGUGCUGGUACCGUCUGGGUCAACAGCUACAACAUGCUCGACACUCAAGUGCCGUUCGGUGGUUUCAAGGAAUCCGGUAUUGGUCGCGAGCUUGGCUCGUACGCCUUGGAGAACUACACUCAGAUCAAGGCUGUGCACUUCCGCCUGACUGAUGCUCCUUUCGCUUAAGUGGAGUGAAUGAGACUGUGGAGUGACUCGCUACGGUGACGGGUUAUUGAGGUUCUAAGCUUUGGUUGCACGUAGCCAUGACUGGUUCAUGUAAAACAAUUUCUAGGAUACGAAUUUACGAGAUUUUCACAAUUCAUGCUUAUUUUUCGUCGGCGUAUUAUGUUCUACAGGCGAGCUCCGUAGCCGAUUAUACCACGAAGCUUAGGCUACC